AUGCCAACAACAUACACCCCACCCUUCCUCUUCACCGCCACACACACCCUCGGCACCCUCUCCCUCGCCGGCCUCAGCACCCUCAUGCUCACAAACCCCCACCUCUACCACAAACACAUCCUCCGCUCCACAAACCCAUCAACAACAGACCUCUUCAUCUCCACCCAAUUCACAAGCUCCACCCAAGAAGUCCUAAACUCCUCAAUCCGUUCCUCCGGCAUCUUCCUCCUCUCAACUUCAAUCGGUCUCUUCGCAACCAGAAACCACUACCCUUCCUCAUUCUAUCUCCUAAGCACCGUCUCCCUCGGCGUAGCAGCAGGUCACGCAUACCUCCUCAAACCGAUCUUAACAAACGACAUCCUACGAAAAGCAUGGCUGGAAGAAACGGAAAGAGUGACAAAGAUGGGUGUGGUGGUUGGUGUUAACGCCCUAACGGUUUUGAUAAGUCUUUGGGCUGGAUUGAGUUACGGUGGAUGGCCAUGGCAUGCCGAACGCAUGUUUUUCAGUGCACCUGUGGGAAAUCCUUCCGGUCAGAGUUUCGGAUCCGGGAACCCCGACGAUUUUGAUUUGGAAGGAGUGGUGAACGUCUUUGUGAAGGGUGCUGUCGAGUUGGCUGGUGGAGUUGGUGGACUACUUCAGGGCGUUUUGGCUGCAUCGUCGUGA
This is a messenger RNA of Orbilia oligospora ATCC 24927, 663 nucleotides long. RefSeq lists its product as uncharacterized. The record is from RefSeq and is a predicted model, not a curated record. The coding region runs from base 1 to 663 and encodes 220 amino acids. NCBI's taxonomy places the organism in Eukaryota, Fungi, Ascomycota, Orbiliomycetes, Orbiliales, Orbiliaceae. The transcript has a single exon.